Messenger RNA from Trametes versicolor FP-101664 SS1, 1086 nucleotides. Its product is annotated as RNA-binding domain-containing protein. Bases 41 to 514 code for a protein of 157 amino acids. The transcript is spliced from 7 exons. Lineage: Eukaryota; Fungi; Basidiomycota; Agaricomycetes; Polyporales; Polyporaceae. The record is from RefSeq and is a predicted model, not a curated record. Gene Ontology annotation, molecular function: RNA binding.
CAAGCGUCCGCUCUGCCAUGUUGAGCACGCUCACGGCCUAAUGGAAGAAGGCACAAAAUCCAAGAAAACCGUCUUCGUCGGGGGCAUCGGCGACGACGUAGACGAGACCGUCAUCCUCGAGAACUUCUCCCCCUUCGGUGACGUUAUUGAAGUACAACUUCCGACCGCACCGUCCAAUCCCUCGCACCCUAACGAUUCAAAACAUCGUGGGUUCGCCUUCGUGACGUACUCCUCGCCGGCCGAUGCCCAGGAUGCCAUCGACAACAUGGACCUCAACGAACUCAAUGGUCGGGUGCUCAGGGUCAACCUCGCCCGGCCUAUGAAGGGCCCUCUUCAACCCCAAGGCAACAGAGCUAUUUGGGAAUCCGAAGAAUGGCUCCAGAAGAACGUCAAACCCCUCGGUGAAAGUGGAGGUCACGCGUUGCGCGCCCAGACGGCCGCUGGAGGUGGCGCACCAGGUGAGGAGGGCGAAGCCGAAGAAGGGCAUGAAGACGAGAAUGCCAUGGAGGAGUAAAUGCUGCUUUCUCCGCUUUGUACGACUACUGGCCCGCACUCAUCGCCCUCGCUCUGAAUGCAGCAAACCCCAUGGCGGGCGCCAAGCUUUUCCUCUGCAGCAAAUCAUAAGUAUUGACAGUCCGUUGGUACACUACACUACAAGUACAAGGGUGAAAAGCGUCGUGAGGUAUCAUCAAGGCUGGUAUGAGCCCGAAGGGUUCAUCUCCGACUCCUCGAACUGAGCGCGUGCCCGCUUGAUGUCCUCCUGCAUGAACAAGAGCUCCUCCAUACGUGCGAGCUUCUUCGCGUCUGCUGGUCGCGACAGUGCUCUGCGGAGGUCUUCUAUCGAGAGGCGCGAUUUCUUGCCGCCGGAAGAAGCCGUCUGGCACACGUCCACUAUGUAUUCAAUGAGGAUCUCCUCCAUGACGUUCACCGUGUCGUUCGCUGGGUUUCGGUCGUCGCCGAAGCCGUACAUGAGAUUACGCAAUUCUUUGGUAAACAUCCCCCGGUAGCUCGAUCCCUUUCGAGCACUCCGGCUGUUGAAAGGGGCAGAGUCCCUGUUGUAAGACGAGAACGUGUACGUGGAUGGUG